AUGAGUUUUGGAUUCAAACCAGCAGCUAAACCAGCCCCAGCUCCAUUAAAACCAGCUUUUGGUUCACCAUUAAAACCAGCAGGUGGUGCUCCACCACCAACAGGUUCACCAUUAAAACCAGCAGGUGGUGCUCCACCACCAGUAGGUGCAAGACCAGGUGUUGCCCCACCAACAGGCGCACCAUUAAAACCAGCAGGUGGUGCUCCACCACCAUCAUUUGGUGCUAAACCAGCUGGUCCACCACCAACAGGUGCACCAUUCAAACCAGCAGGCGGUGCCCCACCACCAUCAUUUGGUGCUAAACCAGCUGGUCCACCACCAACAGGUGCCCCAUUAAAACCAGCAGGCGGUGCUCCACCACCAGUUGGCGCAAGACCAGGUGCCCCACCACCAGUUGGUGCAAGACCAGGUGUUGCACCACCAUCAGGUGCUCCAAUGAAACCAUCACCAGCAGGACCACCAAAACCAAUGGGUAGUUCCGCACCACCACCAUCAUCAGCUCCAGUUGCUGCACCAAGACCAUCACCAUCAGCCCCACCAAAACCAGCACCAAAAAAAGUAGAAAGCGACGACGAUGAUGGAUGGUCAGAUGAUGAAGAUGACACACCAAAAAUUCUUUGCACAUGUCGUGUUGUUAGAGAUUAUAUCCCAGCAAACAAUAAAACAUUAACAUUAAUUCAAGACGAUUUAGUUUACGUUUUCAAAAAGACUGGAAAUAUGUGGGAAGGUGAAACAAAAGGUGUUUAUGGUACUUUCCCAAAAGAAUAUGUAGUUGAACUUGAAAAGUAA
This is a messenger RNA of Dictyostelium purpureum, 789 nucleotides long. RefSeq lists its product as uncharacterized. Gene Ontology annotation, molecular function: protein binding. The record is from RefSeq and is a predicted model, not a curated record. The transcript is spliced from 2 exons. The coding region runs from base 1 to 789 and encodes 262 amino acids. Lineage: Eukaryota; Evosea; Eumycetozoa; Dictyosteliales; Dictyosteliaceae.